AGUUCAGCAGCAAAGGUCAGAGGUUCCUGGUGGCGGUGAUCAGUCCAUCCAGCAGCAUCCACCAGACAUGAACACCAUAUUUAAGCAUCUUGUGGAAAGCAUUGACACUUUUGUGAAGGACGAGCUGACAAAGUUUCAGGAGAGAGGCAUUUCUGAAGAUCACACUGAACUUCCUGAGGAGGAUGAAGCAGCAGGAGCUGACCGUCUGCAGAGCAGAACUUCUGCUGCAGUUUGUCAGUGUCAGCUCAAAUUCAGCCUACAGAAGAAGUGUCAAAGUGUUUUUGAUGUUAUCGCUAAAGCAGGAAACCCGACCAAUGAGAUCUGCACAGAGCUCUACAUCACAGAGGGAGGGACUGCAGAGGUCAGUGAUGAACAUGAGCUCAGACAGAUUGAAGCAGCAUCCAGGAAACCAGACAGACCAGAAACAACCCUCAGAGCAGCAGACGUCUUUAAAGGCUCACCUGGACGAGACGAACCGAUCAGAACAGUGAUGACAAAGGGAGUGGCUGGCAUCGGGAAAACGGUCCUAACACAGAAGUUCACUCUGGACUGGGCCGAAGACAAAGCCAACCGGGACAUCCAGUUCACGUUUCCAUUCACGUUCAGAGAGCUGAAUGUGCUGAAAGAGAAAAAGUACAGCUUGGUGGAGCUUGUUCAUCACUUCUUUACUGAAACCAAAGAAGCAGGAAUCUGCAGGUUUGAAGACUUCCAGGUCGUCUUCAUCUUUGACGGUCUGGAUGAGUGUCGACUUCCUCUGGACUUCCACAACAACGAGAUCCUGACCGACGUCA
Molecule: messenger RNA, 791 nt
Organism: Plectropomus leopardus (leopard coralgrouper)
Lineage: Eukaryota; Metazoa; Chordata; Actinopteri; Perciformes; Serranidae
Source: RefSeq, a predicted model, not a curated record